Messenger RNA from Peromyscus eremicus (cactus mouse), 5066 nucleotides. It is a transcript of the gene Slit1, whose product is annotated as slit guidance ligand 1. Bases 249 to 4595 code for a protein of 1448 amino acids. Gene Ontology annotation, biological process: axon guidance; negative chemotaxis. The transcript has 35 exons. NCBI's taxonomy places the organism in Eukaryota, Metazoa, Chordata, Mammalia, Rodentia, Cricetidae. Gene Ontology annotation, molecular function: heparin binding; Roundabout binding; calcium ion binding. The record is from RefSeq and is a predicted model, not a curated record.
GAGGGAGACGCCGGCAGCUAGCUCCGGGAGAGGAGUCGUGCGCCCUCCGCUUAGGGCGCCUUUCCUGGGUCGGAGCACUGACGGGUCGCUGGGAGCAUCUCGGUGCUACCCGGACUGCUAGGGCGCAUCGCACGAUCCCUCCCGGCUCUUCGGUGGCUCGGCGGGGAUAGCACCUGGGGGCGGCCCCAGACGGGGAUGGUCAGCGGCUGCAGCCGUCUGGCACGCGAGCGGGACACUGUGAAGGCACCAUGGCGCUGAAGCUCCAGCGCGGGUCCUUUUUGGGGUUGAGCCGACCGGAGCUGUGGUUGCUGCUGUGGGCAGCCGCGUGGCGCCUGGGGGCCACGGCGUGCCCCGCCCUCUGCACCUGCACCGGCACCACCGUGGACUGCCAUGGCACUGGGUUACAAGCCAUCCCCAAGAACAUCCCGCGGAACACCGAGCGCUUGGAGCUCAAUGGCAACAAUAUCACUCGGAUCCAUAAGAAUGACUUCGCUGGGCUCAAGCAGCUUCGAGUGCUGCAGCUGAUGGAGAACCAAAUUGGAGCCGUGGAACGUGGAGCUUUUGAUGACAUGAAGGAGUUGGAACGGCUACGAUUGAACCGCAACCAGCUGCACGUGCUGCCUGAACUACUGUUCCAGAACAACCAAGCUCUAUCUCGACUGGACCUGAGUGAGAAUGUCCUCCAGGCUGUGCCCAGGAAGGCUUUCCGGGGAGCCACAGACCUCAAAAAUCUACAGCUGGACAAGAACCAGAUCAGCUGUAUCGAGGAAGGGGCCUUCCGUGCCCUGCGGGGACUAGAGGUUCUGACACUGAACAACAACAACAUCACCACCAUCCCCGUGUCCAGUUUCAACCACAUGCCCAAGCUUCGGACCUUCCGACUGCACUCCAACCACCUGUUCUGUGACUGUCACCUGGCCUGGCUCUCGCAGUGGCUGAGGCAGAGGCCCACCAUCGGGCUCUUCACCCAGUGCUCCGGGCCCGCCAGCCUUCGGGGCCUCAACGUGGCAGAGGUGCAGAAGAGCGAGUUCAGCUGCCAGGGGGAGGCCACACGAGUACCCACCUGCACCCUCUCUUCCGGCUCCUGCCCAGCCAUGUGCACCUGCAGCAGUGGCAUUGUGGAUUGCCGUGGCAAAGGCCUCACCGCCAUCCCAGCUAACCUGCCUGAGACCAUGACGGAGAUCCGCCUGGAGCUGAAUGGUAUCAAAUCCAUCCCGCCAGGAGCCUUCUCUCCCUACAGAAAGCUGCGCCGGAUAGACCUGAGCAACAACCAGAUUGCUGAGAUCGCGCCCGAUGCCUUCCAGGGCCUCCGCUCCUUGAAUUCCCUGGUCCUCUAUGGCAACAAGAUCACAGACCUGCCCCGUGGUGUGUUUGGAGGCCUGUACACCCUCCAGCUGCUGCUUUUGAAUGCCAACAAGAUCAACUGCAUCCGGCCCGACGCCUUCCAAGACCUGCAGAACCUCUCUCUGCUCUCCCUGUAUGACAACAAGAUCCAGAGUCUUGCCAAGGGGACCUUCACCUCCCUGCGGGCCAUCCAGACACUGCAUCUGGCCCAGAACCCUUUUAUCUGUGACUGUAACCUCAAGUGGCUGGCAGACUUCUUACGUACCAACCCCAUCGAGACGAGCGGGGCCCGCUGUGCCAGCCCCCGGCGCCUCGCCAACAAGCGCAUUGGGCAGAUCAAAAGCAAGAAGUUCCGCUGCUCAGGGACGGAGGAUUACCAUUUGAACAGCGAGUGCACCAGUGAUGUGGCCUGUCCUCACAAGUGCCGUUGUGAGGCCAGUGUGGUGGAAUGCUCCAGCCUGAAGCUCUCCAAGAUCCCUGAGCGCAUCCCCCAGUCCACGGCUGAGCUACGAUUGAACAACAAUGAGAUUUCUAUCCUAGAGGCCACUGGGCUGUUUAAGAAACUCUCGCAUCUGAAGAAAAUUAACCUGAGCAACAACAAGGUGUCAGAAAUCGAAGACGGGACGUUCGAGGGUGCGUCCUCCGUCAGUGAGCUGCACUUGACCGCCAACCAGCUGGAGUCCAUCAGGAGCGGCAUGUUCCGUGGUCUAGAUGGCUUGCGGACCCUGAUGCUGAGGAACAACCAUAUCAGCUGCAUCCACAACGACAGCUUCACGGGGCUACGCAAUGUGCGGCUUCUGUCCCUUUACGACAACCACAUCACCACCAUCUCCCCCGGAGCCUUCGACACCCUUCAGGCCCUGUCCACACUAAACCUCCUGGCCAACCCGUUCAACUGCAACUGCCAGCUGGCCUGGCUGGGUGACUGGCUCCGGAAGAGGAAGAUCGUGACAGGGAACCCGCGCUGCCAGAACCCGGACUUCCUGCGGCAGAUUCCCCUGCAGGAUGUGGCCUUCCCCGACUUCAGGUGUGAGGAAGGCCAGGAGGAGGUGGGAUGCCUGCCCCGCCCACAGUGCCCCCAGGAGUGCGCCUGCCUGGACACCGUGGUCCGGUGCAGCAACAAGCAUCUCCAGGCUUUGCCCAAGGGCAUCCCCAAGAACGUCACAGAACUCUAUUUGGAUGGGAACCAGUUCACAUUGGUUCCGGGACAGCUGUCUACCUUCAAGUAUCUGCAGCUUGUGGACCUGAGCAACAACAAGAUCAGCUCCUUAAGCAAUUCAUCCUUCACCAACAUGAGCCAGCUGACCACGCUGAUCCUCAGCUACAAUGCCCUUCAGUGCAUCCCUCCUCUAGCCUUCCAGGGGCUCCGUUCCCUGCGCCUGCUGUCUUUGCAUGGCAAUGAUGUCUCCACCCUCCAAGAGGGCAUCUUUGCAGACGUGACGUCUCUGUCUCACUUGGCCAUUGGCGCCAACCCCUUGUACUGUGACUGCCAUCUCCGGUGGCUCUCCAGCUGGGUGAAGACUGGCUACAAGGAACCCGGCAUUGCCCGCUGUGCUGGACCCCCAGACAUGGAGGGCAAACUUCUGCUUACCACUCCUGCCAAGAAGUUUGAAUGCCAAGGUUCCCCCAGUCUGGCAGUCCAGGCCAAGUGUGAGCCCUGCUUGUCCAGCCCAUGCCAGAAUCAGGGCACCUGCCACAAUGACCCUCUUGAAGUAUACAGGUGUACCUGUCCCAGUGGCUACAAGGGCCGAGACUGUGAGGUGUCCCUGGACAGCUGUUCCAGCAACCCAUGUGGAAAUGGGGGAACCUGCCACACUCACGAGGGCGAGGAUGCUGGCUUCACGUGUUCCUGUCCCGCCGGCUUUGAAGGGCCAACCUGUGGAGUGAACACAGAUGACUGUGUGAAGCAUGCCUGUGUCAACGGGGGUGUCUGUGUGGACGGUGUGGGCAAUUACACCUGCCAGUGCCCCCUGCAGUAUACAGGAAGGGCCUGUGAGCAGCUGGUGGACUUCUGCUCCCCGGAUCUGAACCCAUGUCAGCAUGAGGCCCAGUGUGUGGGCACCCUGGACGGGCCCAGGUGUGAGUGUGUGCCAGGUUACACAGGUACCAACUGCAGCGAAAAUCGGGAUGACUGCGAAGGUCACCGCUGUCAGAACGGGGCCCAGUGUGUGGAUGAAGUCAACAGCUACGCCUGCCGCUGUGCCGAGGGCUACAGCGGACAGCUCUGUGAGAUUCCACCGGCCCCCAGGAGCCCCUGUGAGGGGACUGAGUGCCAGAACGGAGCCAACUGUGUAGACCAGGGCAGCCGGCCUGUAUGCCAGUGCCUGCCAGGCUUCGGCGGCCCUGAAUGUGAGAAAUUGCUCAGUGUCAACUUUGUGGACCGUGACACCUACCUGCAGUUCACCGACCUACAGAACUGGCCUCGGGCCAACAUCACUCUCCAGGUAUCCACAGCAGAGGACAAUGGGAUCCUCCUGUACAAUGGGGAUAAUGACCACAUCGCAGUUGAGCUGUACCAGGGCCAUGUCCGUGUUAGCUAUGACCCAGGCAGCUACCCCAGCUCUGCUAUCUACAGUGCCGAGACCAUCAACGACGGGCAGUUCCACACCGUUGAGCUGGUCACCUUUGACCAGAUGGUGAACCUCUCCAUCGAUGGCGGCAGCCCCAUGACCAUGGACAACUUUGGCAAGCACUACACGCUCAACAGUGAGGCACCCCUCUAUGUGGGAGGGAUGCCCGUGGACGUGAACUCAGCUGCCUUCCGCCUGUGGCAGAUCCUCAAUGGCACCAGCUUCCACGGCUGCAUCCGGAAUCUGUACAUCAACAAUGAACUGCAGGACUUCACGAAGACACAGAUGAAGCCGGGUGUGGUGCCGGGCUGUGAGCCCUGCCGGAAGCUCUACUGUCUGCACGGCAUCUGCCAGCCCAAUGCCACCCCAGGGCCCGUGUGCCACUGUGAGGCUGGCUGGGGGGGCCUGCACUGUGACCAGCCAAUGGAUGGCCCCUGCCAUGGCCACAAAUGUGUCCAUGGGAAAUGCGUGCCCCUUGAUGCUCUUGCCUACAGCUGCCAGUGCCAGGAUGGGUACUCAGGGGCUCUGUGCAACCAGGUCGGGGCUGUGGCAGAGCCCUGUGGGGGCUUGCAGUGCCUGCAUGGCCACUGCCAGGCCUCAGCCACCAAAGGGGCACACUGUGUGUGCAACCCAGGCUUUUCAGGCGAGCUGUGUGAGCAAGGUCAGGGGGCCCCCUCCUGACUGCCCUCUGCAGAGUCCCUCCCCACCAUUCUGCUGUAGGAGCUUCAUGUUAUCAUCCUCAAACCCCAUCACGCCCUGCCAUCCUCUUCCUUCUUCUUUCCCCCACCUCUGGUACUUGGGGGACUACUGGGCUUUUGUGCCCCCUGCCCUCUGGGCACAGAGCUCCACCUUUUCCAUCUCCUGGGCCCAGUCUGCCCUGCAGUUCCCUUGUCCAGGGCCCUGCCCUUCUUGGCUGAGGUGUCUCCACGGAAGAGACCAUCCAGGCAUACCCAGUAACAGCUCCUAGCCAGGCUCGAGCAUCUUGGUCUAUCAGCUUUGGACCCAGGUGUGGCAUGUCUGAAGGUUAGGGAAUUUCUUCCCAGACUUUCUCUGGGCCCCUUCACCAAGAUAUGUUGGCUAGACCCCAGAAUGCAGAGGCUGGGAAGAGGGAAGCUGGAGAAAUUCAGCCUUGGGCACCGUAGGGUCAGAAAG